Molecule: messenger RNA, 909 nt
Organism: Triticum urartu
Lineage: Eukaryota; Viridiplantae; Streptophyta; Magnoliopsida; Poales; Poaceae
Product: fasciclin-like arabinogalactan protein 3
Cellular component (GO): plasma membrane
Source: RefSeq, a predicted model, not a curated record
AAUGAGCCAUACAUCUAGAUCAUCACCAUCAUAUCCACAAUCAACCACGAUGGCGUCCAAAGUCCUUGUCGCAAUCCUCCUGCUCGCCGCGGCGACGCCAGCGUCGCUGGCUGCCAUCGAUGUGGUACAGCUGCUCGCCGGAAAGCCCCAGUACGCGACCUUCCUGAGGCUCCUGAAGGAGACAAAGGUCGCCGAUGACGUGAGCCGCCUCAAGUCGGCUUCCGUGCUGGUCGUCACUGAGAAGACCGUGAAGCCACUCUUGGCGGUGCCGGCCGCCAAGCAGAGGACGAUCCUCCUGCAUCAUGUGCUCAUCAAGUAUUUCGACCCCAUCCAGCUGGGCGAGAUGAAGACCAACGUUGCCAAGCUCCAGACCAUGCUCUCCAACACGGAUGAGGACAUGGGCACCAUCGACUACUCCAAGGACAAGGACGGCCAGAUGUACCUACGCUCCCCAGGCGCCGACAGUGUCGCCAAGCUCGUCAAGGUCGUCGCCGCGCGCCCCUUCACCAUCUCCAUCAUGGAGAUCAGCGCGCCGCUCUUGUGCCCCAAGCUACUCGGCCCUGGCGCCGCCGGCGCUGCCGCUGGCAGGCCCAAGGGCAAGGGCAAGGGCAAGAUCAAAACCAUGUCCGCUGAGGAAGGGGCCACCGCCGCGGCUCCAACUGCCUGAUCUGAGAAUUGAGUAAGGUGGCCCUGCAGGUCCCCCGUUGAACCAUGCGCGCACAACUUUGGAUUUUAUCUUAAUGCCAAGGCUUCAUACAUCUUCUUCUUUUCUGCUACUGUACUAAUUUUGUGUUUCCAGUAUCCUAUGAUUAUUAGUGAAGUGAAUCGCAGUACUACUAGAGGUUGGGGCGCACCUCCUGUGCAGCGUGCGUGUUUUUUUUUUUCUUGUUUGGUGCAAAGGCAGUCAGA